Cryptosporidium ubiquitum is the source of this 2946-nucleotide messenger RNA. RefSeq names its product esterase of beta-lactamase. The transcript has 3 exons. The record is from RefSeq and is a predicted model, not a curated record. Bases 1 to 2946 code for a protein of 981 amino acids. Lineage: Eukaryota; Apicomplexa; Conoidasida; Eucoccidiorida; Cryptosporidiidae.
AUGAAUGAGUUGGACUCAUGGAAUAGAAAGUGGAGAACCCUGUGGUGUUGGACUCAUAUUUAUGUGCAUUACAAAAGAGCUCAGAUACACACAAGAAAUUUGCCUGAGGAAAUAAGAUACGCAUAUUGGAAUAAUAAACACUAUCAAUUUGCUGAAUUAAUAUGGAGAAACAUAUCAGAGUUACGAGAGUGGUGGAUUAAAGUAGGUCAAUUUCUAUCAACCAGAGGUGAUUUAUUUCCGAAAGAGUAUGUGACGUAUUUGGGUAAAUUACAAGAUAUGAUGCCAUGGAUGGAGUGGAAUGUCACUGAAGGAAUAUUAAGAAAGGAAUUGGAUCCGGACCUGGACGAAAUCUUUAAAGAGAUACAAAGAAAACCAAUAGCAGCAGCAUCUAUAGCACAAGUACAUAGAGCAAUAUUGAACGGAGGAGAAAAUGUAGUAAUUAAGAUACAGUAUCCAGAUAUUCAGGAAACUUUGAAUCAGGAUAUGAAGAAUUUAGAGCAAUUAACUUGGGCUUUUGGCUUGGCAGAGAAAGAUUUUGAUUUUAUUUCAAUAUUAAACGAGUGGCAAAAUUCUGCAACUAAAGAACUUGACUUUAAAAAUGAGCUAAAAAAUCAAGAGAGAGCAUAUAAAAUGUUUAAGGAUUCAGAAAUAGAAAUUAUGAUUCCAAAAGUUUAUUCAAAGUAUAGUAAUGAGAAGAUAUUAACAAUGGAAUAUAUUCAAGGGUUUAAAAUAAUAGAUAAAAUGUUAUUAAAAAAGUUUCAAGUUAAUAAAAAAGAGUUGCUGGAAACAUUAUGUGAUUCUUUUGCGUACCAGAUCCACAUUGAGGGUUUUUUCCAUGGAGAUCCUCAACCAAGUAACAUUUUUGUGGUGUAUGACCAAUUCAAGAAGAAGUAUAUUCCGGCAUUAUUGGAUUGGGGAGUUGUCCAGAUUUUUGAUAAAAAGAAACAAAUUGCAUUUUCAAAAAUGGUAUAUAGCCUUUCAACAUUAAAUUUGAUGGGGUUUAUUGAAUCAUUUGAGGAAAUGGGAUUUCAAUUCAAAAAAGACCAACAAAAUUUUAAAGAUCCAGAGAUAUAUAUGGAUGCUUUGAGAAUAGUUUUUAAAGAAACUGAUAUGGAUCCAAUUGAGCAAGUUUCAUUAAGGGAAUCAGGAUAUGCAGCAUAUAAAACAGUAACAGAGUUUUCUUAUAUGAAAAGUAAGAAAAUUGAAGAAUUGAAUUCAGUAGAGGAAUGGCCAAAAGAUUUAAUAUUUUUUGUAAGAAUUAUAUCAUUAAUACAUGGGAUAUGCCUAGAGUUGAAUGAAAGUAUACCAUUAUUGAAAAUAUUAUCCAGAAGAGCACAACAAUUCUUGUAUGAAAAGUCUUUCAAUUUGGAAUUAAGUAAUCCAUUAACUAAAGGAUUUACAAAUAAGUAUGAAAGAAGGUUAAAUGAUUAUAUAGAAAAGAUCAUGAAGGAGAAUGAUAUACUGGGAUUACAGGUGUCUGUAAUAAAGAAUGGAAAGAAUUUAGCAAUUAUUUCAAAAGGUAACAAAGGAGAACUUAAUGGAAAUAAGAUUGAUGAAAAUACAUUAUUUAAUGGUUUCUUUAUAAAUCUUGGAAUUUUGGUUAUUGCAAUAUUAAUAUGUGUGGAAAGAGGUUAUAUAUCAUUGGAUGAUCCAAUCUGUCACUAUUGGGAUGGUUUUAUAAGAUAUGGAAAAAGAAACAUAACAUUAAGGCAUGUACUUAAUCAUAGAUCUGGUGUUAUUUCAUUUUUUCCUGAAGAUUUUAGUUUAAAUGAAUUAUUAAAUUAUGAAAAUAUGAUGAGGAUUAUUGAAGAUUCUGCUCCUCAAAUACCAAUAAAUCAUAUUACACGUUAUAAUCCAUAUUUUCUAGGCUGGGUAUUAUCAGAAUUAAUAACAUUAAUAACUAAUCAACCAACCACUAAGUUUAUUGAAGAAAAUAUAAUAAACCCACUUGGUUUACAAGAUGGUAUAAAGAUAUAUAUACCAGAGUGUAAUUUAAGUGAAGAAAUAAAUAUUAGUAUGUCUGAAGAAGCUAAUGAAAAGAGUGUUAAUAACAAUAGUAAUACUAAUAGUAUGUUCUUGUUUCCUCUCUUUUCUCCACGUUCCUCAACUUCAAGUUUAAAGGACAAAUUGGAGAAUGGCACUGGAGGUCAAAUAAUGAAUGAAAUAAAAGAAAUAAUCAUACAAAAGCUAACUCCAGAAAGAAUGAAAAAGAGAGAAAAAGAAAGUAUUCAAAAGCAAGAAGAAACAGAUGAAUGUAUUUAUGAAGAACAAGAUUGGAUUUGGUUUUCUGAUAGAUAUGCAAUGAUAAGUAGAAGGAUGAAUUUUCCUUCAAUAUCUUUUAAAAAUGUGUUAAAGAAAUUUCAUUCUUCAACUUUUUAUUCAAGAAGAGACCAAUCUUCAAAAUUAUCAACUUUAGAAUGCUUUUAUUUAAAACCAUAUAUACUAGAUCCUCUAAUAUAUAAUUCAAAAAACCUAAUAAAUAAAUGGAUACCACCAACAAAUGGAAAAUAUACAUCUUUAUCAUUAGCGAAAUUAUAUGCUCAUUUAAGUAAGGGGGAUAUUAUAACAAAUGAAUUCUUGAAAGAAAUUACAAAAGGUCAAUCAAUUAUGUAUGACCAUUCUAUAGAGGGAUUAAUAUUAACAUAUGGAGGCCCAAGAAAAUGGUCUUUGGGAUUUCAAAUUUUAGAGUGUAGCAAAAUUAAUAAUAAUGUUCAACAAGAACAAAUGAUUGAUUAUGAAAAUAAAUCAUUUAAUUCAUGUCUCAAAGGAAUUGGUCAUUCAGAUACUGGUGGUAAUUUAUCAUUUUGUUUUCCAGAAAUUGAUUUAUCUAUAGCAAUCUUGACAAACGAUUACGUUAAAGGAUCUUAUAUAUCUCAAUUGAUAUUGCGUCAAAUAUUAAAAAAUUUUGGAUUAUAUUUGGAUAACUACGUUCCAUUACUUUUUUAG